Drosophila eugracilis is the source of this 2364-nucleotide messenger RNA. It is a transcript of the gene Noc2, whose product is annotated as nucleolar complex protein 2 homolog. The transcript has 2 exons. Lineage: Eukaryota; Metazoa; Arthropoda; Insecta; Diptera; Drosophilidae. Gene Ontology annotation, cellular component: Noc1p-Noc2p complex; Noc2p-Noc3p complex; nucleolus. The coding region runs from base 64 to 2364 and encodes 766 amino acids. Gene Ontology annotation, molecular function: histone binding; transcription corepressor activity. Gene Ontology annotation, biological process: ribosomal large subunit biogenesis; negative regulation of transcription by RNA polymerase II. The record is from RefSeq and is a predicted model, not a curated record.
GACGAUGUGGCAACUCCGUUAAGAGGCGCACGUGCGAUUUUGUUUUAGUUUGCUCGUGUAAAAAUGAAGUUGACUACGAAAAAAGUUAAGACCCUGGGCAAGUCCAAACCAGGAGUAAGCAAAAAGAAGUCCCCAAAAGAUAUCCUAAAAGGGAUAAAAUCUAAGAAGGUGGAAAAAUCUUCAGAGUCCAAAGCUGUCAGCAAGAAACCCAAGCAAAAAGCCACUGGACCAUUGAAAAAUGGGAAGUCUGCAAAGAAGGGCUCCAAGAAAUCACAUCAGGAGGAGUUAGAAGGGCUCAAGGAUCUAGACCCGGAGUUCUACGAUUUCCUUAAAAAAAAUGACAAAAAGUUGCUGGAAUUCAAUUUACUGGACAGCGAUGAAGAGGAAGACGAGGAGGAGAUAGUUAAGGGCAAGAAGGCGUCUGCAGAAAGUGAAGACGACGAGGAUGACGAAGAGAAGUAUCAUAAACCCAGCGAGGAUUUGGCUGUGGCAAGCGAUGAGAGUGAUUUUGAGGAAGAGGAUGAAGUCGAAACUGGUGGCACUCAGAAGAUCACACUCAACCUGUUGCAUCAGUGGGAGCAACAAUUGGGCCAGUCCAACGUCUCAAUCGACGUUGUUCGCAAGGUGAUUCAGGCCUUUAAUUCAGCCUUGGCCAGCAUAUCAGCCGAUGGAGCAGACGGCGGCGAAAACCAGCCUAAUGCAGCCGCCUUCAAAGUUGUGGGAGCAGCCGCCUUUAAUGGAGUCAUCCAGCUUUGCGUGAUCCACCUGCAGCCUGCCAUUAUUCGAUUACUGGGCGUUAAGCCCAACAGCAGCUUACCUCUGCACAAACACAAGAAGUGGGUCAAAGUACGCGGCUGCCUGCGCUACUACCUCACCGAUCUAAUACGUCUAGUAGAACAGGUGUCCAGUCCCAAUAUUUUGGGUGUGUUGUUAAAGCAUUUGCAUCAAAUGGCCGGCAUGGUGGUACCCUUUUCUGCACUUGGAAAGACCAUCCUGAAACGUCUGGUUGUUCUGUGGGCGACUGGGGACGAAACUGUCCGUGUACUGGCCUUUCUUUGCAUCCUGAAGAUAACCAGAAAACAGCAGGCUACCAUGCUAAACCACGUUUUAAAAGCCAUGUAUUUGGCCUAUGUAAGGAAUUCCAAGUUCGUAUCCCCUAACACCUUGCCUGGAAUUAACUUUAUGCGCCGCUCUCUGGUGGAGAUGUUCGCUUUGGAUUUGAACAUCAGUUAUCAACAUGCUUUCCUUUACAUCCGUCAAUUGGCCAUUCACCUGCGAAACGCUGUAAUACUAAAAAAGAAGGACAGCUUCCAAGCGGUAUACAAUUGGCAAUUCAUUAACUCCCUGCGUCUGUGGGCAGAUCUUCUCGGAGCAAGUGCAAACAAACCGCAGCUGCAGCCUCUGGUGUAUCCUCUGGUUACUAUUGCCACUGGAGUGAUUCGACUAAUACCCACCGCUCAAUACUUCCCGCUGCGUUUCCACUGCCUGCAGACACUUAUUACACUGGCCAAGGAAACCAAUACAUAUGUGCCUGUGCUUCCGCUUAUUGUGGAGGUAUUAAAGAGCAACACCUUUAAUCGUAAGCACUCGUCAGUCUCCAUGAAGCCACUGCAGUUUACUUGCAUCCUAAGGCUCAACAAAGGGCAGUUGGCGGAAAAUGGUUUCCGGGAUGAAGUGAUCGAGCAGGUAUGUGGUCUCCUGCUAGAGUAUCUCGCUCAUGAGUCUGCCUCUCUGGCCUUUAGCGACUUAGUAGUGCCCACUGUAAUUGCCAUCAAAGCGUACCUAAAGGAUUGCCGGAAUUCUAACUACGCCCGCAAGCUGAAGCAGCUUCUGGAAAAGAUCCAGGAAAGUGGCCGUUUCAUAGAACAGCAUCGCGGCAAGAGUAGCGUUACCUUUGACAUAAAGGAUGCUCAAGCGGUGGCCGCUUGGGAGCAACAACUUCGCAUGAAGCGAACGCCCCUAGACAUUUACUACUCCAGCUGGCUAAAGACGCACGAGACAAAGAAGCGGCGACAGGCGGCACAGACGGACGAAAUAAAUGCUGACUAUGAUGUUCCUAAGCUAAAGAAGCUGCCUGCGAAAUCGGGAGUGCCUGUGAGAAAUGAGAAUGGCGAGAUCGAGCUAUUCCCAUCAGAUUCGGAAGAUGAAGGUGAUGAUGGCCUGAACGUGGAAUCAGAUAAUGAUGACGAUGAAGGCGAGGAAGUAGAGGAGGAGGAAGUAGAGGUGGAGCAGCCCAAAGCCAAGAAGGCGAAGAAGGAUAAGCACGAGGAAGUGAAAUCACAGCCAGCAGCAGUCGAAGAUGAUUACGAUGAAACUGGUGGAGCCGUGGACAUAGUAAAGGACUUAGAUUUGAACGAUUGGUAG